This is a messenger RNA of Loxodonta africana (African savanna elephant), 1592 nucleotides long. It is a transcript of the gene PRSS57, whose product is annotated as serine protease 57. The record is from RefSeq and is a predicted model, not a curated record. The transcript is spliced from 5 exons. Bases 1 to 804 code for a protein of 267 amino acids. NCBI's taxonomy places the organism in Eukaryota, Metazoa, Chordata, Mammalia, Proboscidea, Elephantidae. Gene Ontology annotation, molecular function: serine-type endopeptidase activity. Gene Ontology annotation, biological process: proteolysis.
AUGGCGCCUGAGGUGGGGGGCUGGGACUGCCUGCUGCUGACCAUGGCUGAGGCCACCUUGAUGGUGCUCCUGAGGCUCCCUGGCUCCUGGGGGGCCCACAUCAUUGGGGGCCAUGAGGUGGCCCCGCAUUCCCGGCCCUACAUGGCGUCUGUGCGCUUCGAAGGCCAGCACCACUGUGGGGGCUUCCUGCUUCGCGCCCAGUGGGUGGUAUCGGCUGCUCACUGCUUCAGCAACAGGGACCCCGUUGACGGCCUGGUGGUGCUGGGGGCCCAUGACCUUAGAAUCCCCGAGCCCACACAGCAGGUGUUCAGCAUCAAGGAGGCCUUCAGACACCCAGACUACCAGCUAUCCUCUCAUGCCAAUGACAUCUGUCUCCUGAAGUUGAACGGCUCGGCGGUCCUGGGCAGCGACGUGGGGCUUCUGAAGCUGCCGCGGAGGGGUGCCGGGCUACCCAAGGCUGAGGCGAGGUGCCGGGUGGCCGGCUGGGGUUUCACGUCGGACUUCCAGGACGCGCCUCCUGGGCUGAUGGAGGUCGAGGUCCGCGUGCUGGGUCUGGACGCCUGCAACAGCUCCUGGAGCGGCCAGCUGAGCCCUGCCAUGCUCUGCACCCACAGUGGGGACCGCCAGAGGCGCGGCUUCUGCACGGCAGACUCCGGGGGGCCCCUGGUGUGUAAAAGCAGGGCCCAUGGCCUCGUCUCCUUCUCGGGCUUCUGGUGCGGCGAUCCCAAGUACCCCGACGUGUACACACAGGUGUCUGCCUUCGUGACCUGGAUCUGGGGUGUGGUUCGUUCUGCAGGACCUUAGUGGCCCUACCACAGCACCCCACCUGUGCCCCCUGGGCCCCUUUCAGGUACUGCCUGAACCACAGCCUCGCUGGCUAUCCAAGUGAAAUGGCAGAAUAGUACAUCAGCUCCCAGCCUGGAAUAUUCUAUGGCUGGGGCAGGGGGUCCAUGGGGACCCAAGGCCUGUGAAGCCUUUGGGGAAGGGGGGAUCAGUUCCAAACAAUGAAUAGUGCCAAAUGGAAUGGAAUAAAGUGUUAACUGAGUAACCAGCUUCGAAGGGGCCAGCCACUCCUGCUGUGGACUCCAGGGCCCACCCCAUUCCUCUACCACUCCCUUCCCUCAUGACCUGGGGGCAUUAAGCAUCCCUUCCCCUCCUCACCUGCCUCCUUUCCAGCCCUCCUCCACCUUGACCUCCUGCCCAUCCUCCCAACAACCUCAGGGAGGGGUCCGUGCUGUUUUAGGUGACAUUUCCCUCACAAGCCCGGAGCUCCCAGACCCCGGCCAUAGGGACCAUCAGGCCUGUAUGGACCCAGGCCCCUCCCCACCCUCUCCAUCUUCCUGGAUUUACCUAUCCCUACCUAAUACUUUGGAAACCCUGGUGGCAUAGUGGUUAAGUGCUACAGCUGCUAACCAAAGGGUUGGCAGUUCGAAUCUGCCAGGCGCUCCGUGGAAACUCUAUGAGGCAGUUCUACUCUGUCCUGUAGGGUCGCUAUGAGUCGGAAUUGACUCGAUGGCACUGGGUUUGUUUGUUUGUAUCUAAUACUUUAAAGUGUUAAAAAGCAAAGAUGUCACCUAGAGGACUAAGACGUG